AUGGUGCUUUGUCCAAUCUGCAAUCGGGGUGUCAAGGCCUCCGAAAUCAAUAGCCAUCUGGAUUCGGGAUGCAAGACCUUCCUAAUCGACGAGACGGCCAAGGAGUCUGCCUCGCCUUCGCCGAACGAAUCGCACAACAACGGUCAGAGCCAGCCGCCGAGCUCGACACAGAAAAAGAGAUCAGCGUCGGACUUCUUCCAGACCCCAGCCGCGAAGAGACAGAUUACUAGUACCGCGCACGCGACGAGGACAUCCACCCCAUCGCAGGUGAACGGCAACGGGGGGAUCAAAGCUGGGAUCAAAGCUGGGAUCAAACGGAGCUACGAAGAGGGGCCGGGAUACACUACAUCACCAACUGGCGUGACGCCAGGCGCGAAUGGAGAAGAAACAUACAAAAAUGGGACUGCGGCGGCAUCAGAACCAGCAACAGUGGCGAACAACGGCAGCAUUGGCCCCCUCGCGAAGCGCACCAAGACCAGCCGGGCGGCCCCACUAGCAGAACGCAUGCGACCGCUCUCGCUAGAUGAUGUCUUCGGCCAGGACCUCGUCGGACCAAACGGGGUGCUGCGGUCAUUGAUUGAGUCGGACCGGGUGCCGAGCAUGAUUUUAUGGGGCGGUUCCGGCACGGGCAAGACGACCAUUGCGCGGUGUAUCGCGCGGCGCGUGGGAAGUCGCUUCAUCGAGCUGAAUGCCACCAGCAGUGGCGUGGCGGAAUGCAAAAAGUUUUUCGCGGAGGCGGCCAACGAACUGGCGCUGACGGGCCGCAAGACCAUCAUAUUCUGCGACGAGAUCCACCGCUUCAGCAAGGCGCAACAAGACGUCUUUCUGAAGCCCGUUGAGGCAGGGACGAUAACCCUGAUUGGCGCGACGACAGAGAACCCCAGCUUUAGGGUGCAGGCGGCGCUGCUUAGCCGGUGUAGGACAUUUACCUUGCAGUCCCUCACCCAGGAAGACAUACAACGAAUCCUCGUGCGAGCCCUACAGCAGGAAAUCGAAGACGAAGGCCUCGAAUUAUCACCCCUGAUCGACGAAGAAUUCCUCCGCUACCUCUCCGCCUUUGCCGACGGCGACGCCCGCACAGCCCUCAACCUCCUCGAACUCGCCCUGUCCCUGACCAACCGGCGGCCUCCAGAAGCCGACGGCGGCGGCGGCGGCGGGGAACCGCUGACCAAAGAAUCCAUUAAGGCGGCCCUGACCAAGACUCUUGUCUACGACCGGGCGGGCGACCAGCACUACGACACCAUCUCAGCUUUCCACAAAUCCGUGCGCGGCUCCGACCCCGACGCGGCGCUGUAUUACCUGGCGCGCAUGCUGCAGUCGGGCGAGGACCCGCUGUUCAUCGCGCGGCGCAUGGUGGUGAUUGCCUCCGAGGACGUCGGGCUGGCGGAUAAUUCCUUGCUUCCCCUCGCCACCGCGACGUACACAGCUACGCAGCAGAUCGGCAUGCCCGAGGCUAGAAUUCCGCUAGCGCAUUGUGCCGUCGCGCUGUGUCUUGCGCCGAAAUCGACGCGUGCGUAUAGGGGGUUGAAUAAUGCGCUGAGUGCGCUGCAGGAGCCGGGGGUUGCGGCGCUGCCCGUCCCGGUGCACUUGAGGAAUGCGCCUACGCGGUUGAUGAGGGAGAUGGGAUACGGUAAGGAGUAUAAGUACCCGCCGAAUUAUAGGGAUGGGAGGGUGAAGCAGGAUUAUUUGCCGGAGGCGUUGGUUGGGAGGAGGUUUUUGGAGGAGAGGGAUUUGGGGACGGAGGUGGAUCCGGAUGUUGAGAUGGGGGAGGGAAAUUGA
Molecule: messenger RNA, 1779 nt
Organism: Canariomyces notabilis
Lineage: Eukaryota; Fungi; Ascomycota; Sordariomycetes; Sordariales; Chaetomiaceae
Product: P-loop containing nucleoside triphosphate hydrolase protein
Exons: 1
Coding region: 1-1779 (592 amino acids)
Biological process (GO): DNA repair; DNA synthesis involved in DNA repair; DNA-templated DNA replication
Cellular component (GO): nucleus
Molecular function (GO): enzyme activator activity; ATP hydrolysis activity; ATP binding
Source: RefSeq, a predicted model, not a curated record